GUGUGCGAAAACAUGGUGAUUUCCUCGUUCGAAAACGACUUGGUUCAGUUGACAUUCAAUUGUGAGAGAGAUGACAGUAAACGAGCUUCUACUGAUUAUACUGGUAAUGACGGCCACUGAUAUAACCGCUGAAGGUCAGCACUGUGGAAGACUGUUGGAAACUCAGCUUUACAAACACAAAACACACACGGAACAGGAUGAGCAUCCUUGGCUGGGACGCAUUCUCUAUAGGGAUGCAAACCAAUUCACCACCUACCGCUGCACUGUCGUACUGCUCCAUCCGCGUCAUGGCCUGGCGCCAGCUCUCUGCGUGACUGGAAGGUCCAUCAGGGAGCAGACCCCCUUUGCGGUCAUGUUCGGCAGCCCAGAGUGCUCAUCCGGCGGAACCUUCGAAAUAGAGGAGUUCUUCGUUCCGCCUAACUAUACCAACGCCAGAUACGAGCUCGACUUCGCUGUGAUCCGCCUUAAGGAUGAGGUUCCCUUUUCCCAGCACAUCCAACCCAUAUGUCUGCCUCAAUCUGACGAGAUUGUCCCGACCUUGGCGGGACAGAACGUGGAAGUAAUUGGCUUUGAAGUAUGGAGCUACGAGGUCAGCAGCUUGCGCCGGAAGACAUUCGCCCACUUGGUCGUCCAUUCGGUGUGUCAGGAGCAGUACAAGCACAUAUCGCCUCAUCUAAUUUGUGGCUACGUCCGCGGAACCCCUUUGCAGCAGGGAGCUAUCCUCGCAGGAGUUCGCCUAGUGGAAGGGGAACCAAGGCAGUACUACCUCAUCGGGCACCUCCUGGCCAAAUUUGAUUCGGUGGUUUCAGGAGCAGAUCUUUUCAUGUACAUCGCACCAUACAAAAAUUGGAUAGAGGCGAGAAUCAACGGAUUGGACGACAGUCAUAGGUUAUUAAAAGCACCUAUUUAAUACAUAUAGUGAACUACUGUUGUAUUUUUGAGUCAAACUAAUAUCACUUAAGUUGAC
Molecule: messenger RNA, 967 nt
Organism: Drosophila santomea
Lineage: Eukaryota; Metazoa; Arthropoda; Insecta; Diptera; Drosophilidae
Product: phenoloxidase-activating factor 1-like
Exons: 2
Coding region: 71-910 (279 amino acids)
Biological process (GO): proteolysis
Molecular function (GO): serine-type endopeptidase activity
Source: RefSeq, a predicted model, not a curated record